AUGGAUGAUUCUAGCUAUUGUGAUAUAGGUUGUGAUUGUGAUGGAGCCAGUGUAGCGAUGAUCCCAAACCAGAAGACUCUCAAUAUUCACUUGCCUUCCACCUCCGAUGUUGGUGCUAGCUCUGUGGUUUCUAUGAAGGAGGAUUGUGAAUCGCCUAUGUCAUCAUGGGCUUCCGAUCCCGAAACUGAUAUCUCAUCUGUGACCAGUUGUCAUGUAAUGCCUGAGGAGUCCCUUCAGGAUGUUGACCUUGAAGGAAACUAUGAAAACCAGUUCGUCAGGGUGGAAAACAAUGAUGAUGGUUUUUCGUGGGAGAUGGACAAUAGAAGUUAUGACGAGUUGCUCAAAAAGUUCAUUGAAAAGGAGGAAGUUCUAAGAGUUUCCAAUUUAAAGCUUCAACAUUCCGAACAAGAGAUUAUGAGGUUGGCUAUUCAAGUUGAGAAUCGUGAGAUUCAGAUUGAUGAUGCGUGUGAAAAAUUGGAGCUGAAAGAGGAUGAGUUGUGUGAACAAAAGAAGCUUUUGGGAAAACAGAUUUCCAAGUUGAAGAUUCAAAAUUUAAACAGUGUGGAUCAAUUUGCUGAUGCGCACGGAGAAUUGAAUUUGAAAAAACGCGAGCUUGUUAAUCUUGAUAAUGUGCGCACAGAAUUAGAGUUGAAAGAAGAGGAGUUGAAUGAGCAAAAGGAGCUUUCAGAAGAAGAGAUUUUCAAAUUGAAGAAGCAAGUUAAAGAAAGUGAGAAUCGGCUUGAUAAUGUGUGGGAUGAAUUGAAUCUGAAAACGGAGGAGUUGCAAAAACAAACGGUUGAAUUGGAUACUUAUAUUCCAGAAUCUGUCUACAAGAUUACAAAUUUGAUGGAACAACUUGAAGCGGCUCAUAAGAAACUCGAGAUUUCAACCGACGAAAUUGCAACUUUACGGAAGGAACUUGGUAAUAAGUCAUCUAUGACUCAGAAGUUGAAAUGUGAGAUUAAAGAGGAAAAGAAAAAGAUACAUUCGACUCUGUUUGAUUUGCAGGCCACGUAUUUUUGCGAGAAAGAAAAGAUGAAUUCUGAUAUUGCAAGUUUGUCAAAACAGAAAAAACAAUUGACCUCUAAACUAGAGGAUUGUGAGUCUAGAAACAAGGAAUUAGAACAAAAAGUUAUGCGAAAUGAAGCUGAAAAUUCGAAACAUGCAAAAUCACGUGGCAAACAAAAAGUAGCGACGUGA
Messenger RNA from Vicia villosa (hairy vetch), 1200 nucleotides. RefSeq lists its product as uncharacterized. The record is from RefSeq and is a predicted model, not a curated record. The transcript has 2 exons. Lineage: Eukaryota; Viridiplantae; Streptophyta; Magnoliopsida; Fabales; Fabaceae. Bases 1 to 1200 code for a protein of 399 amino acids.